Messenger RNA from Ascochyta rabiei, 1371 nucleotides. RefSeq names its product phospholipid-translocating ATPase rsb1. The coding region runs from base 1 to 1371 and encodes 456 amino acids. The transcript is spliced from 2 exons. NCBI's taxonomy places the organism in Eukaryota, Fungi, Ascomycota, Dothideomycetes, Pleosporales, Didymellaceae. The record is from RefSeq and is a predicted model, not a curated record.
AUGAACCAAGCAGAAGAUGUUGAGAUCAUCCUCGGUCAUAAACGCCGUUACAAAUUUCACUCCGGCACACUCGCAAGGAACUCCACCCUCUUCGCUGAGAUGCUGAGCGAGCGCAAUGCUGCAAAGCUCAGUAGCCGUGCCAGAAGUGCCGGGGUUAAAAUACGCUGGAUGGUUGAGCUCACACGACUACCUGAUGAACAAUUUCCUGCUGGCCAUCUUGAACUCGUGGAGCUCACAUCUACGGGCGAGCGCGCGGAUGGCCGUUCAGGCCUGGUUGUGAACGAAAAUGGCCGCAUACCUCAAGCUAAUCAGGCAUUUGCCAACUACGAAUCAAUCUUGUACGCCUUUUACAACAAGGAGCUUGCUGUGGACGACACGGAUAUGUCCGCCGCCCUGUUCGAUUGCUAUCAGCUUCUUCAGAUCUCGGAUUACCUUGGCUGUACCGGGCUAAUCUCUAAGCCAAUCGAAGUCGCGCUCUUCAAACACGGCCAAGAUCUCUUUCGUGCGAUCCAGGGUGUGCCGUAUGCCUGGAUCGAAUUGGCGUAUCGCAUUCGUAGCGAGCUGAUCUUCAGGGAGUGCGUCGUACACCUCGUUGGUAACUGGAAAGUCUUCAAGACCAAAUACAACAUGAUCGACCGUCUCCGUGAUAUACCCAGUGUGCGCGGCCUGGUCGAAAACUACCACCACAUCCUCCUCGAGAAGUGCAAGAGCCUCGAACUCAGUGUUCUCUCGCAUUACCCACAGGUCAUACGUCUCCCCUCUGAAGAUCUGCCUAUCAAGCGCGAAUCCUAUGGAAAAGACAUCCUGGUGUGGAUGGCACUAACCUUCUUCCGUCACUGGGUCUCUCAACGCCUCAUCACGGGCAAAGGUCGAGAUGCUCCAGACUGCGGGUACGAGCUGUUCUUCGCACUUGGUAAUGGCGGCGACGCGUACAUGGACAAAUCAGUCAUCAAUCAGUUUCAUACCCGUUUCCCCAUGACCAAGAAAGCCAUGAACGUGCUUGAAAACCAUUUGUACGAAUUCAAAGAGUGCAUCAAGAAGGUUGUUGACGAUAGCAAGGUGCUAAGGAGUCACUGUCAGCUCGACGUGCACCGCUUUCCAGUCAAGUAUCUGACCUGCACGGAGUUCGCAAGGGACGAUUUCCCGUGGUUGAAAGAGGAGCGGGAGACAAGAGUUAUGCCGGCGAAGAGAACGUACAAGCUAGGCGGGAACGAGAUUGCAAGGUCAAACCUGGAAACCGUAAGGAAGUUGCAGAGGAGUUUUAGUGGAGAAAGGCAGGAGGAGUUGGAGUACAGUGAGGAGGAGGAGGUGGUGGUGGUGGUGGAGCCUGAGUAUGAGAGUGAGACGGGCAAACGUAUGAGGUACGAGUAG